Molecule: messenger RNA, 1701 nt
Organism: Austrofundulus limnaeus
Lineage: Eukaryota; Metazoa; Chordata; Actinopteri; Cyprinodontiformes; Rivulidae
Product: alpha-tectorin-like
Exons: 12
Coding region: 1-1617 (538 amino acids)
Source: RefSeq, a predicted model, not a curated record
AUGUCGGAUCCAUCCAGUGGCUUUGAAGUGUUUGUCAACUUUGGGGAACAGCGUCGUAGAGAUGUCAGCUUUUUGAUCAGUGUGAUCUUGUGGCUGAAACAGUCAGAUGUUCACGUUCACCUGGAAGUAGGAGGCAGAGUCCUGAUAAAUAAUAAAGUGGUGACCCUCAGCAGCUCAGUACAGGACUUUAAUGGUGUUAAGAUCUCCAAGAAUGAAAACGGAGUCACAGCAAGUUUUAUAACCUCGAAACUCAGCAUAUCUGUGUUCUUGGAUUGCCACACAGCACAGAUCUACAUGGAGUCACCUCUUGGAUAUUCUGCUGAUGGUUUGUGUUUUGACUCCAGCAAUACUUCACAAUCAAGGCUCGCUCAGUCAGCCAGCUGUGAGGUUCAGUACUCUGACGAUCCUGACAGUUGUGUCAACUGCACUCUGGCAACUAAACGGUGUAACAUGUUGACAAAAGCACCCUUCGCCUCCUAUAAUGCCAACAUUGACCCAACACCAUACAUCAAUGCCUGCAAGGAAACUAUGUGCAAAUAUCCAUCAGAGGACGGCCUCAUGACUCAGUUCCUGUGGGCCUACGCCAGAGCCUGCAGUUUGUAUGGCAACAAUGACCUGGGAGACUGGUGGACCAAGGCUGAAUGCUCCCCACCUAAGGCAUUUUGCAUGGACAAACUCUGUAGUGACCAUGAGUUCUGUGGAUGGAACAUCAAUGGACAACCUGCCUGUCUUUGCAGAGCUCUGUUUGCCUACAAGUAUAAGAAGUCCAACACUCUGGGUGAACCAACUGUCUGUAAGCAUAAUACUGCUUCAGUCACUCUUGCUAAAUGUCUCCUGGAGGAAAAAUGCAUCGACUACAAAGUCUUACAUCUYAAUGACCCRACCUGYAAGGGUGCCCUSGACAACCAGACCAACAUGGUGACUUUCAGCUUCAACACCCAAAACCUCUGUGGAGCAGAGAUCUCGUAUGAAGAAAACACAAUAGACUAUGUAAACACCAUCAAAAGCCAGAAUAACACCGGCCUCAUCACCCGCAAUGACCAAGUGUUCAUUGAGUUCUCCUGCUAUCGUCCUCAACCUGAACUGAAGAGCGUGUGCUUCAGGAUCAAAGACAACAGCUACGUGGGCAACAGAUCAUGUGGAGAAUGGAAUUACACUGUGUACAUGAUGCCCUAUAUAGAUGCAAAAUGCUCUAAAGCUGUAGCAACAGAAACUGAUGUGAAGCUCAACCAGAAGGUCUGGGUGGAGCUGAAGACCUAUGGGCUGGAUGAUGACAGCAUCGCUGUGGUGACCGACUCAUGCUGGGCAACCAGUGACCCAAACCCUGACAGCACACCCAGAUAUGACCUGAUCAUAGACGGCUGUGCCAACCCUGAAGAUGAGACAGUUCAGGUGACAGGAAAUGGAAUAGGAACUUCCAACCGCUUCUCCUUCAACAUGUUUGAGUUUUCCAGACAUCCUGAUAAAAUCUAUAUGCACUGCCAGCUCGAGCUGUGUCUCACAAAGAAACACAACUGUGUACCGGUGUGCUCCUCAGGUAAAAGAAGACGUAGGUUUGCCAGAUCCACUUACAGCAAGGGAGAAUCAGCUUACAUCAGCAUGGGCUGGAGUAAAUAGAUGUUUUCAUGGUGAUCCUGACUGACCUACUGGCUGCAGACCUUCAUGGACCUGAGUCCUGGUCCAGAGUUUAACAGUGCGAAA